Entamoeba histolytica HM-1:IMSS is the source of this 662-nucleotide messenger RNA. RefSeq names its product Rab family GTPase. Lineage: Eukaryota; Evosea; Mastigamoebida; Endamoebidae. Bases 1 to 627 code for a protein of 208 amino acids. The transcript has a single exon. Gene Ontology annotation, molecular function: GTP binding; GTPase activity. The record is from RefSeq and is a predicted model, not a curated record.
AUGGCAAAUAAAAUCAAAAUUGGAUUAUUGGGAGAUAUGGGAGUUGGUAAGACAUGUAUUGUUCAAAGGUUUUGUUUCCAUAAAUAUAGAGACUUGUAUGAAUCAACCAUUGGAAUUGAGAUGUCUGAUCAAGAAGUGGUAGUUGAUAAUCAAAGUUAUCCAAUACAAAUUUGGGACACUGCUGGACAAGAACGAUUUAGAUCUGUUUCACGUGUUUUCUUUAAUGAUAUAAAAGGGAUAUUUAUUGUGUUCAGUUUAGAUAAUAUGGAGUCAUUAAACCAUUGUAAAGAUUGGUUAGAUGAUUUCUAUAGCCUUGUUGACCAAAGCAAAAAUAUUCCUGUUGUAUUAGUUGGAAAUAAAUUAGACUUAAUUACUGAUGAAAAUAAUGUUCGUGUUCCUGAAGACAUCAUUAAGAAAUUUGUUUCUAAUAACGAUAUUCCAUUGUACAUUGAAACCUCAUCCAAGAAAGAUAUUAAUAUUGAUUCAGCCUUUCAAGAAAUGGUAUCUAUUAUUAUCAAAAGAAACCUUCAUAUAAGUGAAAAAAAGAAUGAGAUUGUUGAAAUAACACAAGAACAAGAAAAUAGUCCAAGAAGUAAUCAGCAAACAACCAAUGACUGUUCUUGUUAAAUUUUAAUCUUUAAUAAAUCAAUAUUACAGUUAUC